Molecule: messenger RNA, 921 nt
Organism: Beauveria bassiana ARSEF 2860
Lineage: Eukaryota; Fungi; Ascomycota; Sordariomycetes; Hypocreales; Cordycipitaceae
Product: phospholipase A2 protein family
Exons: 3
Coding region: 1-921 (306 amino acids)
Molecular function (GO): 2-oxoglutarate-dependent dioxygenase activity
Source: RefSeq, a predicted model, not a curated record
AUGUCACAGGAAACGAAGCAGGCUUGCGUAAAAGACGCCAUCGAGCAUCUCAUUACAACAUAUGGGGAGCUCAAUAGCUCUUCCAUCGAGGAACUUGAUUGUGAACCGAGUCCUCUCGACUUUAUGCGAUAUGUCGCUCGCAACACCCCAUUUGUUGUCCGCGGCGGCGCAUCCUCUUGGAGGGCCUUUACUAAAUGGGACAAGGAUUAUCUUGUAUCUGCAUUGGCCGGUCAGUCGGUCAAUGUCGCAGUGACGCCGCAUGGAAAUGCAGAUGCUCCUACCCUGUCCUCCGCUCAUGAUGCGCCUCUGUUUGCAAAGCCUCACGAAGAGUCUCAGCCGUUUGAGGAGUUUCUCGAUUACAUCAUUAGCCAGGAGACAGACCCCGACUUUCCUCAAAGUGCAGAGGUUCGCUACGCACAAACACAGAAUGACAAUCUUCGGCAAGAAUAUCAGUGUCUGUUUCGAGAUGCACAAAAAGACAUUCCUUUUGCGAGCAUCGCUCUCCAGAAACCGCCCGAGGCCAUCAACAUGUGGAUCGGAAACUCCAGGUCGGUAACGGCCACCCAUAAAGACAGCUAUGAAAACAUUUACGUGCAAAUCCGUGGCCGGAAACACUUUGUUCUCUUGUCGCCACUUCACCACCAUUGCAUGAAUGAAAAGCCUCUUCAGCCAGCAACCUACGCCAGAGGUUGUUCGCACGGUCAGCUCUCGCUGUCCCUCGAUCAAGAUGCAGACCCUGUACCGGUUGUCACCUGGGACCCGGACCAUCCGCAUAGAAACUGUGCACCUUUAUCGCCUUUCGCGCAGCCUGUUCGUGUCACGCUCGAGCCGGGCGACAUGCUCUAUCUCCCUGCAAUGUGGUCAGUCCCGGACAAUGCAAUGCACUUUGCUUCUAGCCGCAAAGCUAAACGCGAAUUAUAG